Messenger RNA from Mugil cephalus (flathead mullet), 2555 nucleotides. RefSeq names its product urokinase-type plasminogen activator-like. Bases 88 to 1449 code for a protein of 453 amino acids. Gene Ontology annotation, biological process: regulation of cell adhesion mediated by integrin; plasminogen activation. The transcript is spliced from 11 exons. The record is from RefSeq and is a predicted model, not a curated record. NCBI's taxonomy places the organism in Eukaryota, Metazoa, Chordata, Actinopteri, Mugiliformes, Mugilidae. Gene Ontology annotation, molecular function: serine-type endopeptidase activity.
AGACUAAACAAAAGGAAUCCCAGAGGAGGCAAUCAUUCAGCACUCUGCAGCAACACUCCUGUCGUGUUUGGAUUCGAGUGAAGCAACAUGAUUACUAAGAGAAGCUUUGGAGUCCUUUUGUUCACGCUGGCAGCUCUUGCAGCCGAUGCAGGUUUGUUGAGACAUAAAAGACGGCAGAGGCAUUCCUCCUCAUCCUCUUCGUACUCCUUCUCCUUUAAAAUUGCAGAUGACACCUGUCUCAACGGAGGAACAUCUAUCCCGUCCCUGUUGACCGGUGAACACAUGUUUUGUUUGUGCCUUCGCGGCUUUGAAGGGACCCACUGUGAAACAGCACUCGGUGAGAGCUGUUACGAGGGCGCCGGGUUGUACUACAGAGGCACCGUGUCCAAAUCGCACAGUGGAAAAACAUGUGAGCCGUGGGAUUCAGACGCCAGGAGUCGGUACCUGUCGUCUGAUCUCCACUCAGGGUGGCACAACUACUGCAGAAACCUUUACUACAGACGCCGCCCGUGGUGUUACGUUAGGAAAAAUCAGGAGCUGGUGCAGGAGUACUGUGAUAUUCCCCGCUGUGACGUGGAGCUGAUUACAACUACACCUGCACCAUCUGAGCCACCAACAGAGCUGACAUGCGGCCAGCGCUCCAGAAGAAAGCAGACCAAGAUCGUGGGAGGAACAGUUGCCACUGUGGAAUCCCACCCGUGGAUGGCCGCCAUAUUUUGGCGUAGCAAAUCCGGCCACACGGUUUUCCUGUGCGGGGGUAGCCUAAUCUCCGGCUGCUGGGUCCUCACAGCCGCCCACUGCUUCCAUGAUGGCUCUCGAAGCAAACCCGGACACUUCUCCGUCACUUUGGGGAAAAACGCCCUGAAUGAGAGCGACCCGAAUGUGGAGCAAAGGUUCGGAGUUGAAGAAAUCUUCAUCCAUGAGGAGUUUGACGACAGUGAAGGCAACUACAACAAUGAUAUUGCUCUCCUGAAGCUGAGGGCCAAACAUGGAAAAUGUGCCAAGGAGAGCAACUUGGUGAAGACGGUCUGCCUGCCACCGCCUCAGCAGAGCCUCCGGCCCGGUGUCAGCUGUGAGAUCUGUGGAUACGGGAAAGAGAAACACAGUUUGUGGUAUAGGUCUCAGUAUCUCCGACAGGCCCAGGUGAACCUCUUGGCGGACGACGUGUGUCGACGUUCAGAUUAUUAUGGAGAUUUGAUCACUGACAACAUGCUUUGUGCCGGUCGUGCCGAUUGGAGCCAGGACGCCUGCGAGGGCGACUCAGGAGGGCCUCUGGUGUGUGGGUUCGAUGGCAAGUUCUUCUUGUUUGGGGUCAUCAGCUGGGGCGACGGCUGCGCGAAGGAGUUCAGACCAGGCGUUUACACCAAAGUGACCAAUUACAACAAGUGGAUUGAACAGAAGACGGGGCUGGCCGCCAUCACUGCUGGAAACAUGUUUCCUCAGAAAUGACAAAUUUUUUAGCUUAAAGGCAAAGGUCGGCAAAAAACAAUGGAAAAUUGUUAGUUUAAAGGAAUAAAUAGGUAGGCAAAUUCUGCAGGAUGAAUUAAACAUUAAAGUUUAUUCUUGACUAACAUCCAUAUGCAGAAAGUUUAGCUCAACUUCAACGUAUUAACAGUUCCAGCUGUAACUAUAAUGACUGGAAGCACAACUGGAUGCUAAAAGGUAGCUAAACGUGUCAGGUAGUGGUGGAAAUAGUGAAACAGCCUGCUGAAAGUAGAGGAUGAAAUGGUUAGCUGGUUAAAGGUUUGGUAAACAACUCAAUAAUGCUAGCUAAACUUAAUGGAUAAAGGAUUCAAAAGGCUAGCUAAACAGUUAUCUUAAGCGGUUUGCCAAAAAUAACACUAAAUACUAUAGUCUACUGAUUGAGCUCUACUUAAUUGUUAAAUAGCUGAAACAGGCACAUACAAGUCUGGGAUUUAAAGUCUUAGUAGAAUAGCCAGGUGAAAUAAAUUAAAUAAAUGUUUACUUAACAUUAAUAAGGUUGAUGAACUGUUAGCUAUGCAUAACAAUAACAUUGAUAUUUUAACAUUUUUAAACAGGCUACCAAACUUAAUUUAAACUUAAAACUUAAACUUAAUUUAUUUGAUUCAAAGGUUAAGUUUAUCUUAAUUAAGUAAAGGUAUUAGGAAAUCUGCUGAAUGUAACUGACAUUGUCUUUAUGAGGUCCACAUUAGCUAGUUAGCUUGUUAGCUAGUUAGCUCAAACUGCUGAUUAAAGCAACAGAUGUAACAUUUGACUCUUGCUGUAUUAUUGCCAGACUUGUUUUUAUAUUUUUGUAUAUGAUAUUUGCACGUUUUUUUUGUUGUCUUCUGGUCAUAUUUUUGUCUUCUGCUGAUUUACUGUCAGUCAGGAUGUUUGUGUUGUGUUAUUUAUGUACUGUACUACAUUUAUUGUUUUAUAUCGGGGAGCGGUAAUCUCUCUAAACUAUUUUGUAUUCAAGGCUUCUGAACUGUUUGAACGAUUGUCUAAUAGGAGGCAUUGUACGGUGUACAAAAUGUACAUAAAGGUUUUGUAAUCCGUUGUUGAUCCUAAUAAAAGGAUGGGUUUUGUCAUGA